CUCUCUUCUUUCUAAUAUAUUUUCAUCAGAAUCUCCCAUGGCCGACGCCUGAGAGUUUGUCUUCCGUGUUCCGCCAGCGUUCUCUCUCUAUAUGUAGAUAGAUUAUACAUACACAAACAGAGUUAAAAACAAACGGAUAAUUCUUACGCAGUCUGAAACACGAAAGUAAUGGACUUAUCAACAAAGCUCCAAUUCAUCAACUUGAAAUCUACAUUCCUCGCCGGAGCAACUCCACUUUCGCAUGCCCUCCUGCCGCCCAAGCGCCGCCCCUUAUCCGCCACGAGCACCCUGAAAGCCACACUCCGUCCCUCGAGAAACCCACGUCGAAUUUCCUCUAAAUUAGCUUCAAUUGCCACGGAAACCUACACUCCGACCGCCGCUCUUCAAGAAGAAGACGACCAAGAUAUCGUAUCCCUGUUCUCCGAUUAUAGCUCCGAACAAUCGAAGACCAAUUACAAGCGCGGGAACAAGAACCCCACCGGGGCCUCGUCCAUUUCAUCCGGCGUAAGGUUAGAAAACGUGAGCAAGAGCUAUAAGGGCGUGACUGUGUUGAAAGACAUUAAUUGGGAAGUGAAAAGAGGGGAAAAGGUUGGACUGGUCGGCGUUAAUGGCGCGGGGAAAACGACCCAGUUAAGAAUUAUAUCGGGUUUGGAAGAACCCGAUUCUGGGAAUGUGAUCAAAGCGAAGAAUAACAUGAAAAUUGCCUUCUUGAGCCAAGAAUUUGAGGUCUUGGCGAGUAGGACCGUCAGAGAAGAGUUCUUGAGCGCGUUCGAGGAGGAAAUGGAGGUCUCCGGGAGGCUGGAGAAGGUGCAGAAGGCGAUAGAGAAGUCUGUGGACGAUAUGGAGCUGAUGGGGAGACUCUUGGAUGAGUUUGAUUUGCUGCAGAGGAGGGCUCAAGCUGUGAAUUUGGAUGAGGUUGAUGUGAAGAUCAAUAAGAUGAUGCCUGCGCUCGGUUUUGCACCUGAGGACGCAGAUAAGCACGUUGGAUCCUUCAGCGGAGGGUGGCAGAUGAGGAUGUCACUUGGGAAGAUUUUGCUGCAGGAACCUGACCUGUUGCUGUUGGAUGAACCUACAAAUCACCUUGAUCUUGAUACAAUUGAGUGGCUUGAGGGUUACCUAAGGAGGCAAGAUGUGCCAAUGGUGAUCAUAUCCCAUGAUAGGGCUUUCCUUGAUCAGUUGUGUACUAAAAUUGUUGAAACUGACAUGGGCGUUUCAAGAACAUAUGUGGGAAAUUACUCUGAUUAUGUUAUUGCUAAGUCAGCAUGGAUUGAAGCUCAGUUUAAUGCGUGGGAAAAACAACAUAAGGAGAUUGAACACACUAGAGACCUAAUUAGCCGGUUGAGUGCAGGAGCAAAUGCUGGCCGUGCUUCCACUGCCGAAAAGAAGCUCGAAAAACUUCAGGAUGAGGAACAAGUUGAGAAACCUUUCAUUCGAAAGCAGAUGAGAAUUAGGUUUCCAGAGCGAGGAAGAAGUGGCCGAACUGUUGUGACAAUAAAUAACCUGGAUUUCAGUUAUGAGGAUAAGGUUCUGUUUAAGAAUGCGAAUUUGACAAUUGAAAGGGGAGAGAAACUUGCCAUUCUUGGUCCAAAUGGGUGUGGAAAAAGUACGUUGCUGAAACUGAUUGUGGGGAUGGUAAAGCCAGACAGAGGUGAAGUUUUGCUUGGGGAGCACAAUGUCUUACCAAACUAUUUUGAGCAAAAUCAGGCAGAGGCGCUUGAUCUGGACAAGACGGUGAUAGAAACUGUUGCUGAAGUUGCAGAAGACUGGAGACUCGAUGACGUUAAGGGUCUCCUAGGACGUUGUAACUUCAAGGCGGAUAUGCUUGACCGGAAGGUUUCCUUUCUAAGUGGUGGUGAGAAGGCCCGGCUUGCAUUUUGCAAGUUCAUGGUCACACCUUCAACACUUCUUGUUUUGGAUGAACCUACCAAUCAUUUGGACAUACCCACAAAAGAGAUGCUUGAGGAGGCGAUCAAUGAGUACCGAGGGACUGUUAUUACUGUUUCUCACGACAGAUAUUUCAUUCGGCAAAUUGUUAAUCGAGUAUUGGAAAUAAAAGAUAGGAGGCUACAGGACUAUGCAGGAGACUACAAUUAUUAUCUGGAGAAGAACCUUGAAGCAAGAGAAAGGGAGCUCGAACGGGAGGCAGAGUUGGAGGAGAAGUCACCAAAAGCAAAAUCCAAAUCCAAGAUGACAAAGGCGGAGAAGGAAGCUAGGAAGAAGCAGAAGGUGCAGGCGUUCCAAGCUGCUAAGCAGAAAUCUAAAGGGCACAAAAAUGCUAAAAGAUGGAAAUGAAAAACUGUCAUAUACAUUAGAGUUAGAGGGAAUGAUAGUUUAUUUAGUCCAUGUUCAUUUGUACAUACACAGAUAUAGGUAACUUGUAUCAGUAAGAACAUCAUGAUUUGUAUACACUGCAUCUUUAUGAAAUUAACUUCUCAAGGUACAAAA
Messenger RNA from Salvia miltiorrhiza (redroot sage), 2445 nucleotides. RefSeq names its product ABC transporter F family member 5-like. The record is from RefSeq and is a predicted model, not a curated record. Lineage: Eukaryota; Viridiplantae; Streptophyta; Magnoliopsida; Lamiales; Lamiaceae. Bases 169 to 2292 code for a protein of 707 amino acids. Gene Ontology annotation, molecular function: ATP binding; ATP hydrolysis activity. The transcript is spliced from 9 exons.